Molecule: messenger RNA, 2150 nt
Organism: Entelurus aequoreus (snake pipefish)
Lineage: Eukaryota; Metazoa; Chordata; Actinopteri; Syngnathiformes; Syngnathidae
Product: kelch-like protein 6
Exons: 7
Coding region: 117-1913 (598 amino acids)
Molecular function (GO): protein binding
Source: RefSeq, a predicted model, not a curated record
CAAAGCGGCAGCAAGCUCGCCAGCGUAAAAACCACAGGAGUAUUAUGGUCUGUGCAUCUUGCAGGUGUUCACAGAGGGAGAGAAGUGAGCAGUAGUUUCAAGAAGAGCUUUAAAAGAUGAGCGACUCACUCGAGAAGACGACAGAGGGCCCUUUGUUGGAAGACGCGGGCUCGGAGAGUGGCAGCGAGUACCACUGGGAAGAUGGAGGCCUGGCUAUGGAGCUGCAGAGAGGGAUGGAGAACUUACGAGUCAACCUGGAGCUCACUGAUGUGACGGUGUGCGUUCAAGGACAAGACUUCCCUUGCCACAGGGCCGUCCUCGCCGCGGCCAGUCAAUACUUCAGGGCCAUGUUCUGCAGUGGCUUGAAGGAGAGUCGUGACGAGAGGGUGGAAAUAAAAGGACUAGACAGCAGUGCAAUGCAGUCUCUCUUGCAGUAUACUUACACCAGCCAGGCGCUCCUCACUCAGGAAAAUGUGCAGAGAGUCCUGGAAGCAGCCUGUCAGUUCCAGUUUCUGCGUGUUGUGGAUGCAUGCGUUGGCUACCUGAGCAGAUCCCUUCAACCGGAGACUUGCAUCGGGAUCCUCAACAUUGCUGAACGCCAUGCCCUGCCUGCUCUGAAAGUCAAGGCUCAGGACUACCUCGUUUUCCACUUUUCCCAGACGGUCCAGCAGCAGGACUUCCCAGAAGUGUCGACGGAGUCGUUAGAGACCAUCCUGCAGAGGGACGAUCUGGACGUGAGGUACGAGGAGUGUGUUUUUGAGGCACUCAUGCAUUGGGUGAGGGCCCUGCAAGACGAACGGCGUCAUGUUCUGACCCGUUUGCUGUCGUACGUGCGGCUGCCGCUGUUAGAACCGGCAUACUUUGUGGAAAAAGUGGAGUCCGAUGAACUGAUCCGCAGCUGCAGUGACACCUUUCCUUUACUGCAAGAGGCCCGUUCAUUUCACCUUUCUGGAAGGGAGGUGGUGUCAGAACGAACCAAACCGCGCGCUCACCAUUUCCUCUCAGAGGUGUUCCUCAUCAUCGGAGGCUGCACCAAGGACGACCGCUUCAUUUCCACCGUCACUUGUUUGGACCCGCUCAGACGCAGCAGACUGGAGGUUGCUAGGCUACCUGGCACCGAAAUGGAGGAUGAUUCUCAGAAAAGGAGAUGGGUGGAAUUUGCUUGCACCACCUUUCGCAAUGAGCUUUAUAUAUCCGGAGGUAAAGAGACUCAGAGGGAUGUUUGGAAAUAUAACGGCGCUCUGGACAAGUGGAUCAGAAUCGAGCCUCUGACAAUCGGGCGCUGGAGACAUAAGAUGGCAGUCCAAGGCGGGAAGGUGUACGCAUUGGGCGGGUUUGAUGGCGUCAAAAGGCUCGACUCCGUAGAGGCCUAUGAUCCUUUCCACAACCGCUGGACGCAGGUGGCGCCCCUCGCGGUGGGCGUGAGCUCCUUUGCUGCUGCAAGCUUUGACAGAUGGAUCUACGUGAUCGGUGGCGGGCCAAACGGAAAACUGGCGACCGAUUUGGUUCAAAGCUGGGAACCUGGAACAGAUUUCUGGGAGCUGAGGGCGCCCAUUCCUGUGGGAACCAAGUGCACCAAUGCAGUCUGCUUCAAGAAUUGCAUCUACGUUGUCGGUGGCGCUAUGCACACCAUGUACUGCUACGCCCCUCUGUCAGACUCCUGGUCCGUUGUGAGCCGUCUGGGAGAGAGGGCGAGCUGCGCCAUCGCUGCCUGCAACAACAAACUCUUCAUCACGGGAGGCCGGGAUAACAAGAACCACGUGGUCUCCACGGUGAUGUGCUGGGAUGUUGAUAAAGGUGUCCUCACAGAGGAAUGCGCUUUGCCCAUGGGUGUGUCGCACCAUGGAAGCGUGACACUCCUCAAGUCCUACACGCACUUGCAAAAGAUAGCGUCCACGCCCGAGUCCCAGUGAGAACGUAUGACGACCUUGCUUUUCCACGCUGAAAGACAAGCAUUGUCACUCUUGUUAUUUUGUGUCGAACAAAUAUGUUGUGGCAAUGCUGACGUAGCAGACUUCACACAAGAAAUGUGUGAUAAAAAAGACCUUAGGGGUCAUAUUUGUCGUCCUGUGAGUAAAAGGUGUGUUUGCUGGAUUAUUCCUGUUUCUUGCUAAUAUUAUACUCUGCUGUGCUGGCCAUGAUGUUAAAAA